Messenger RNA from Aspergillus tubingensis, 1554 nucleotides. RefSeq names its product serine/threonine protein kinase. The record is from RefSeq and is a predicted model, not a curated record. Gene Ontology annotation, cellular component: mitochondrion. The transcript has 3 exons. Lineage: Eukaryota; Fungi; Ascomycota; Eurotiomycetes; Eurotiales; Aspergillaceae. The coding region runs from base 1 to 1554 and encodes 517 amino acids.
AUGCAAGAAGACGAUCCAUACACAUACACCGGAGGAAGAUGGCUGCAUCGCGACAAACUCCAGCGAGACUGUCGCCGCAUACAGUUCAACUUCCCUGCCCUCUGUGACAGAGUUAUUCAUCUAAGUCCAGGUGCAACGAAGGUCGCCAAGUACGAAAAGAAAGAUGGUGGGUUCAAUAGAGUCUUUAUCUUUACCAUGGACACAGGCUCUCGUAUCGUAGCAAGGCUGCCGACUGCUAUUGCUGGCCCUUCAUGGUUGACAACCAACUCCGAAGUUGCGACAAUGACAUAUUUACGAUCCAAGCUGUCACUUCCAAUACCCAAAGCCCUAGAUUGGAGUGACUAUCCAGCUAAUCCGAUCGGCACUGAGUAUAUCGUCCAGGAGUAUGUUGAAGGAGUGCAACUUCAUCAGAUCUGGCCUCACAUGAACUCGGAGCAACACAUGCUUUGCACCAAAGCCUUGUCGACGGCAAUCAAGCAGAUGGCGUCUCUGGACUUCCCAGCUUAUGGAAGUCUAUACUUUGCUGAUGCGCCUCUUGAAGCGCACUUGAAGAUCCCCUUCGAACAAGGGUUCUGUAUUGGGCCGCACUGCAGUCCAGUCUUCUGGAACAGGGGCAUAGGAGAGUUGGAACUCUACGGAGGACCAAGUCCUGACUGCGGUCCUCGGCGUGACCUCACAAGAUAUUGCACAGGUCUGAUUGAGACCGGCUUCUCUCGACUACCGAAUGAAGAAAAUGCCAAGCAUAGCCUCCCACACCAAGGGUCGAUUCAAGAUCACGUUCAAUUGCUCCGUACAAGCCAAAAAGUGAUGCAGAGGCUUAUCGAAGAUAAGCGCGUCCAGGAUGCUGCUGCGCCAGCCCUAGUGCACCCUGACUUCCACAAGAGGAACAUAUAUGUCUCAGCAGAAGAUCCUACUGUCAUCACUGGCUUAAUAGACUGGCAAUCAACAAGCAUCGAACCUUCUUUCAUUUAUGCCAACGAGACUCCCGACUUUGCCACUCCUCCUCAAGACAUCGAAGGAGAAAUAUUCGGAAACAGUGAAGGCGAAUCCACCUCACUCCAAACAGAGAAAGAGCGGAAAGAUGCCUCGAUCUGUUAUCAGACAUACGACGUAUGCUUGAAAGGUCUAACCCCUAAACUUCGACCCGCAAGGCUGCUCGAUCCGACCUUAUUCCGACUCUUCCACUACACCCACACAACCUGGAGAGAUAGCGCGACUGCUAUCCGUCAAGAACUGAUUGAGCUAUCGGAUCGGUGGUCUGAGUUGGGUUUGCAUGGGACGUGCCCGUAUUCUCUUACCGACGAAGAACGUAAUAAGCAUGCUAAGGACUAUGAGGACUUUGAAGCGGUGCAGAGUCUCAAGCUGUGGCUCAAACACUCUUUAAAUACGAAUUCUGAUGGCUGGGUUCCGAAUGAUGUUUGGAAUGCGGCUAAGGAUGUUCAUCGGGCGGCUUAUGAUGAGUGGAUUGAGACGGCGAGGGGGUUUGAGGACAAGGGGGAGCAGGGAAUGACGGUGGAGAAGGCGGAGAGGUUGUGGCCGUUUGAUGAGAGAUAA